AUGGUCAUGGUCAUCCUCAUCCUAGCCUUCCGGCUCUCCACUCUUCUCCUCCUCCUCCUCGCGGGCGGCCGGGUCGUGGUCGCCGCUGAGCCUGAUGCCUCCCCACCAGGCACCGAGGCGGCGGCGCUCCUGCGCCUCAAGGCGUCGUUCAAGGACCCGACCAACGCGCUAGAGGCGUGGUCACCGUUGUUGCCCCCGGCGCCGUGCAACGCCGCUAGACCUUGGCCUGGGGUGCAGUGCUACAAGGGCAGCCUCAUCGGCCUCCGGCUGGUGCACCUUAACCUCUCCGGCGCAUUCGACUUUGCUGCGCUCGCCAACCUACCGGGCCUGCACUCAAUCAACCUCAGGCGCAACGCCUUCGCAGGCCCGAUACCGGCGAGCCUCGCCACCGUCCGCAGCCUCCGUGCGCUGUAUCUGUCGCACAACGCCUUCACCGGCCCUAUCCCCGGCGACGUGUUUGCCAACAUGCGCUGGCUCAAGAAGCUCUACCUCGACAACAACGACCUGUCCGGCCCGCUGCCAGCGGCCGCCAUCGCCGGCGCGCCGCGCCUCAUCGAGCUCCACCUCGACCACAACAAGAUCGAGGGCGCCGUCCCCGAGCUCCUCCCCAAGUCUCUCCGGCUGUUCAACGUGUCGCACAACCGCCUCACGGGCGUGCUCCCGCGCUCUGUCGCCACGCGGUUCAACGAGUCGGCGUUUGCCGGUAACCCAACCCUGUGCGGGGCUCCAGGGAGCGACGCCAAGGCCUGCGCACCAGUGGCCGCACCGGUGGCCGCGCCGGCGCCCUCGUCGAUGCCGCCGAUGACGGCGGCGGACUACUUCGCCGUGGAGGACGAGACCAGCAUCGUCGUCGUGAUCGGUAUCAUCCUGCUCGUCAUCGCGCUGGUCUCCGGGGCGAUGGUCCUCAUGCUGCAGCAAGACGAGCAGCGGAACAGCGCGCCGCCGCCGGCGUACUACGACGCCCCUGUCGCCAGCGGCGGCAUCGCCCCCAAGCCGGCCGUGACAGCCGCGCCUCGCACCUCAGGGGUGGCGAUGGAAACAGGCGGGUCCAGCCGCGGCGGCAGCAGCAGCCAGGGCUCGGCACGUGGUGGUGCCGGCGGCAAGCGGAUGGACGAGUUCGUCCUGAUGAGCAAGUCGAGCGGCGAGUUCGGGCUGCAGGACAUGAUGAAGGCUUCGGCGGAGGUGCUCGGCAACGGCACACUCGGGUCCGCGUACAAGGCCGCCAUGCGAAACGGCAUCACCGUGGCCGUGAAGCGCAUGCGCGACAUGAACCGCGUCGGCCGCGAGGAGUUCGAGAACCACCUCCGCGUGCUCGGAGAGCUCCGCCACCCCAACGUGCUCGCUCCCCUCGGCUACCAUUACCGCAAGGAGGAGAAGCUCAUCGUCUCUGAGCUCAUGCCACGCGGCAGCCUCCUCUACGUCCUCCACGGGGACCAGAGCCCCAACAGGGUGGUGCUGGACUGGCCGACGCGGCUGAGGAUCGCCCUCGGCGUGGCGCGGGGCAUGGCAUACCUCCACGAGAAGCUGGGCAUGCCGACGAUGCGGUUCGUGAGCAUGGACGGCGCCGACUUCGAUGCGCCGCCCCCGCCGCCGCCUCACGGGAACCUCAAGUCCGGAAAUAUCCUCCUCGACGCCAACCUGGAGCCGCACAUCGCGGACUACGGCUUCUUCCCGCUCGUCAACGCGCCGCAGGCGCCUCAGGCCUUGUUCGCGUUCCGAUCGCCGGAGGCUGUCGCCGUGCUCCAGCAGCAACAGCGCGUGCCUGUUUCGGCCAGGUCCGACGUGUACUGCUUCGGCGUCGUGCUGCUCGAGCUCAUCACGGGGAGAUUCCCCUCGCAGUACCUCCUCAACGCGCGCGGUGGCACAGACGUCGUACACUGGGCGGCUGCGGCGGUGACCGAGGGCAGCGAGCACGAGGUCAUCGACCCCGUCAUCGCCGCGGCCGGCGGGGGCUCCGCCGUGCAGCUGGUGCGUAUCGCCGUUGAAUGCACCGACCCCGCGCCGGAGAGCCGGCCCAACAUGGCAGAGGUGGCGAGGAUGGUGGAAGAGGUCGCCAGCGCCUCCGGCGCGUCGUGACCACUGCUCGCCGGUGCAUGGGAUGGGAGGAGUGAUACGCGAUGCAAGUCUGCGCGUGCAUGUGUACUUCGAACGGAAUCAAAUCCCAGCCUUUGAUCAGAGGGAGGGUGAGUGUCAGAAUUGGCAAAGGCGAGGGGUAUGGUUAGUUGGGCUGCGUGUGAAUUCAAGGUCUGAAUUUGUAAAAACGGAUGAAAAUCAGGAGCAGAGGAUGAUCAUGCCACUCCAUGUCUCUAGUGACAUUAGGUAACAAUUUAUUCUAGUUGGAGGAUGGAAUCAACGGCCAUACUUUGUGUGAGUUUUCUAGACUCUGUUUUACCUUGUAUACAUGUCAUAAUAGGAUUAUGUAUUUGU
This is a messenger RNA of Triticum urartu, 2427 nucleotides long. RefSeq names its product putative inactive receptor kinase At3g02880. Gene Ontology annotation, biological process: protein phosphorylation. Gene Ontology annotation, molecular function: protein kinase activity; ATP binding; protein binding. The record is from RefSeq and is a predicted model, not a curated record. NCBI's taxonomy places the organism in Eukaryota, Viridiplantae, Streptophyta, Magnoliopsida, Poales, Poaceae.